This is a messenger RNA of Nematostella vectensis (starlet sea anemone), 1650 nucleotides long. RefSeq lists its product as uncharacterized. Gene Ontology annotation, molecular function: oligosaccharide binding. The transcript is spliced from 6 exons. The coding region runs from base 35 to 1135 and encodes 366 amino acids. NCBI's taxonomy places the organism in Eukaryota, Metazoa, Cnidaria, Anthozoa, Actiniaria, Edwardsiidae. The record is from RefSeq and is a predicted model, not a curated record.
AUCACUUGUGAAUCAAAUAAGCUAAGCAAACAACAUGGAUAAGAAAUUUCUUGUCUCCUUUAAGCUAAGUCUAAUACUAAUUGGAGUCAAUUCUCAGCAAUGUGAUACAGAUGGAGGAGACUUCCGAAGGGAAGACAAGUUCACCGCAACCAAAGGUUUUGCCAUAUCGACAAGUAUCUUCAAAAGUGUUAAAGUGGCGCAUGCGUUUGAAUGUAGCGCCGCUUGUCUGUCUGACUCAAGAUGCAGAUCCGCCAACUACUACCAUAAAAGUACCGAGUCCUUGAGUCUGUGCGAGUUGAGUCGCGAGGCGGUGAAUGGCUCUUCUUCGGAUGCACUUGUACAGAAUGCAAAUUCGACUUACUAUAAAAGGACCCCAUGGGACCACUUGUGCGAGCGUUGUAAGAACGACGCCCGAUGCGUCAUCUCAAGCGAUAGGUAUCAAGGUUAUCGCUGCGAGUGUAAAUCAGGCUUCUCCGGUGAACACUGCGAAAUAUCCAGUCAUUUGCGGUCUUGCAAAGACAUCUUCGAGAGAUCCAGUAUGCGCAAGGACAAGGCUUACAGUAUUACCGUGGGCUCAAAGGUGACUGAGGUGUUCUGCCAAAUGUCCAGUAUCUGCGGAAGUGGGGGAUGGACGCUGGUCAUGAAAGCAGAUGGCUCAAAGAGUACAUUUCGCUACGAUUCACCACUCUGGUCAAACAAGUUAGAAUACAACCCAGAGGCAGGAUUAACCGGUUUAGACCACCGGGAGACCAAGCUAUCAACAUACUGGGAGGCUCCUUUCAAAGACAUCUGUAUCGGGAUGGAAGUCGCGGAUGACUUGAGAUGGCUCAACUUACACUACCCCUCUGAGUCCCUGUAUGACGUCAUUGCUGAUGGGACUUUCAAGGAUUUGUCCAUGUCGAAAGCUGAUUGGCUGGGCCUGAUUGCAGGCUCAGAACUUCAAAGAAAUUGCGGCAGGAAUGGUUUUAAUAACAAUCGGGUUCGCAUCGGGAUUAUGGGGAAUGGAGAAAACCAUUGCAACUCCCCGGAUAGCGAGCUAGGAUUUGGGGCUAAACAAAAUGGGUAUUGGGUAGGGAACACUUGUCAGUUUUGCAAUAAGCGAUUUACUUCAUUUGGGUAUAUUUUUGUGAAAUAACUUUCUCGAGACAAUAGAAGGUUACGGCUCGGAAACAUUUAUGGGCUGAGUAGGACGUGUUUCAAGCACUGCCACCCUACCCCCCCCCCCCCCCCCCGACAAAAAAACAGCGCUCAAGUGGUCUCCCCCCACAAAGUGGUCAAAACAUUGUACAUUUCGAUUUGCAUUUUUCAUGUGAAUUUUUUCUAUGAUUCUUAUAAAUAAAACAGUACGGAUUGAAUGAGCUCUGCACAAAUAACGUUGCAAAUACUUAAAUUUAAGUAAAGGUUUGCUACGUCACUUAUGUUACCAAGACAAAGUGGGUAAGAAAAUUUAACGUUCCAAAAUAGAUGUUAAUUAUAGCUUAAAUAAUUGUAUGUUCAUCAAAAUAUUCAAUGCUUCAUAAUAAAGCGAAUUAAAUAAUGCCAAUCACCCACUCCUUUGUUAUUGUUUAUCAUUGAAAAUACAGUGGCUUAUUCGUAAGGAAACUUUGCUCCACAUGAUGUCCACCUCUCGAUGGGUUACUAAACUAUAAA